AUGGCUCUUCCUCGUUCCUUUACAAUGUCAACAGGCUGGUCAUGGCCAUUGCUGAUCUGCAUUACUCCUACAUUGGCUCGUAAGUUGACUCGUAAUGUGGCAUGCAAUGCACACAGCAGACGUUUUCUUCCUCCUCCUCCUCCAGUAAAGGAAGGAUCGACGUAUAUUCUACCAAGCGCUAGUUUCACCGGCAACUUGACCGAUGUCAACCUUUCAAGUCUUUUUGGAUCAGCAUCAUCAUUACCACCACGCCAUUCAUUAUCAACACAACCAUCCAUCAAUGCAGCACCCACUGAACCUUCAUCAUCAUUAUCCUCAAACGGAGUAACGGUUGUCACGCCAACAUCAUCCGUAUCCCUUGACAACACAGCAUCCUCAUCAUCGUCAACGAGUAGUACAGCUGAUAAUGAUGGAAAUGGAUUGGGAACAGGUGCAUUAGUAGGCAUCAUUGUUGGAGCAGCAGUGGUCGUUAUUGGUGGAUUAGCAUUGGUGAUUAUCUUGAUGCGACGAAAAAGACGACAAGGCAAAAAGUUCAAUCCAGGGCGAGGUAUUACUCCAUCCAUGGUGAUCAGCACUCGUUCUUCUUACAACAACUAUGAUGCAUCUCCUGGUGGUGGUGGUGUUGUUCCCAUGGUGAUUGAAGCACCUCGUCUUCAUCCUCCAACACCUUCACCUCCACCUCCACCCUCGUCUCCAUCACCAGCAAUACAAGGUGUAAAGCAAUACAAUCAUCCAUCACCCACUUAUUUGGCUCCACCCACAGCAGCUGCCAUGUCAUCUCGUCAACAAAAGCAGCCUAAUUCAACAUCACCUAUAUACCACUCUACUAUGGCAUCACCAUCUUCUACAACAACAACAGCGUCGCCGGAUCGACGUCUUUCGAAAUACAAUUAUCUCGCUCAAGCCUUUUCUCAAAUGCGUCGCCCUGAUAGCCAAGUCAGCACUUAUCCAACAACGAUCCAAGAUGAUGAAGAUGAACCUUUAUCCCCAACAUCAAUCACCCAUACCAAUCGACGUGCAGCUCGUUACCACUAUAUUUGA
Messenger RNA from Lichtheimia ornata, 1041 nucleotides. RefSeq lists its product as uncharacterized. Bases 1 to 1041 code for a protein of 346 amino acids. The record is from RefSeq and is a predicted model, not a curated record. The transcript is spliced from 2 exons. NCBI's taxonomy places the organism in Eukaryota, Fungi, Mucoromycota, Mucoromycetes, Mucorales, Lichtheimiaceae.